Messenger RNA from Limulus polyphemus (Atlantic horseshoe crab), 2855 nucleotides. RefSeq names its product zinc finger protein 423-like. Gene Ontology annotation, molecular function: RNA polymerase II transcription regulatory region sequence-specific DNA binding; DNA-binding transcription factor activity, RNA polymerase II-specific. The record is from RefSeq and is a predicted model, not a curated record. The transcript is spliced from 5 exons. Gene Ontology annotation, cellular component: nucleus. Bases 99 to 2123 code for a protein of 674 amino acids. Gene Ontology annotation, biological process: regulation of transcription by RNA polymerase II. NCBI's taxonomy places the organism in Eukaryota, Metazoa, Arthropoda, Merostomata, Xiphosura, Limulidae.
CGUCUUCUUGGUGUUUCCUCAUGUCCUUUAGUUUGUCUAAUUUACACCUUGUCUUUUGGGUCUUCUCCGGAGCUGCAGUACGGAGACGGUGCCGUUAAAUGUCAUCUACAAUGGCUCGUCGAAAGCAGGCCCAACCACGAGCCAUCAAACGUCUCACCAGGAUAACCAGUGAAACUAAAAUUGCGAAUUGCAUAGAAACUUCCGAUCCUCCACAGAACUCGAUGAGCUCCCUCGUGCCUUCAGACCGAGACGAUGACGUAGCCUACACUGUUGGAAGAACGAACAGCACGUCGUACUGUUGCCACUAUUGUGAUAAGACUUUUCCACGUGUCAGUUUACUUAAAAGGCACGAGCAAAUACACAGCGGUAUAUUGCAGUUUAAGUGCGACUAUUGCCAACGCCUGUUCAAACACAAGCGGAGCCGCGAUCGGCACAUCAAGCUGCACACGGGUGACAAGCGGUACCGCUGUCAGCAUUGCGAGUCCGCUUUCUCCCGAAGUGACCACCUGAAGAUCCACAUGAAGACUCAUGACAACGCCAAACCUUUCCAGUGCACCGUCUGCAACCGUGGGUACAACACUGCAGCUGCCCUCACCUCGCACAUGCAAAGCCAUAAAAAGGAAAGAACCCCACCAGCAUCACUAGCCUUCCGUUGUUUGUUUUGCUCCAAGUCAUUCAGCUCAUCUCAAGAGCUAAAGAAUCACACUGAAUCUCACCGUGAAGAUCCGAACGACAUGAAUUAUUGCUGUGUAUUCUGUAGUUUAGUGUAUCCGUCCUUCGAUGCAUUAAAAGUACAUUUGGAACAGCACCACCGUACGGAGAAUCAGCACAAAUGUUCCCUCUGUCAAGAAACAUUCCAUAGCACUGAUGACUUGCUCGCACAUAAAAAGAGUCACGAGGAUAGAAGAAGGAAAACUCUCCAUGGCAAUUCCAAAGUUAAUUCGUUAUCUCCAAAAUUAGAAUGUGGAUUUUGCUCUAAAUCAAGUUUCUCUUCUCUGGAAGCCCUUCAACUUCAUGUUCAAGCUAUCCAUGUGCCCCCUAGUAGAGAUUUCUUUCAUUUCUCUCGAGUGGACGUUCUAGAACACAUCCAGCUUCAGAGUUUAGAUAGAAGGUUUAACUGCAAGUAUUGCCAUAUGAAAUUUAAUGAUCUGUACAAACUUCAGAAACAUUCGAUCGAUGCCCACACUACGAGUGCCUUUGACUUGGUUGCGCAGGAAAAUUUUUACUGCUCACAGUGCACCAUGAGAUUUUCCAAUGUAGCUCAGCUAACCGAACAUGUUAAAACUGUACAUGAAACUCCUGUGUUAACUUUGAACAUUUCUAAGUCCAAGAACAACGAAUAUCAGAAAGAUACAAACAGUAAAAUCCUUAAUCAUGGAUCUACUAACGCAGAAGGAAGAACAUACAAUCUUAGUUCAUUUUCACUACCUCUGCUGUGUGUUCAAUGUAACACCCCUUUUCCGGAUUUUGAAACUUUCCGAACGCACCAGGAAAAUCAUCAGAGUAGCGAAUAUCAGAUGUAUAAAUGCUCUGAAUGUCACAGCUCAUUUCUCACAGAAGAACAACUAGGAAAUCACGUGAUCAAUCAUUUCUUGGCUAAAACAACAGAGUAUGGUUGCCAGUGUUGUUUGAAACUAUUCUCAAAACCAGACGAACUUCAAAAGCACCUUCUUGAAAUCCAUGCUCUCCCCUUGUACCGAUGUUCACUGUGUAGAGAGUUGUUUGAUUCCAAGGUGAGUAUUCAGGCUCACUUUUCUGUGCAGCACAGUCACGAGAACAUUGCAUUAAAAUGCACCUCCUGUAACGCCGUAUUCUGCUCAGAGUUAGACUUCCAGUUCCACGUGAAGGUGGCACACUUGUUCCAGCUUCGCCAAUUCUAUUGCCUUUUAUGCAACCAGAGCUUUUCAACGGAAGUCCUGCUUGGGGAACAUUUGAACACGCACAAGAAGCAAUACCCCUGUGGCUUUUGCGGUGAGAAUUUCCAUGUAGAGUAUUUGUUAGAUAAACACGUCCAAACACGCCAUUUAAAAGACUCUGUGCCUUUGGUUAAUGUUACUAGUGACCAACCUAUCAGUUCUUCCUUGUGUGACCUACCAAGUGAUCACCCAACGAUCGUUAAGUAAAGAAACGAUAAAUGGUUGCCAUUACUCUUGACCACGACCAAGUUAAUAAUGAACUAACUGUGUCUAGCUCUAAUAUUCAUAAAACUGACAACAAAAGGACCGAUGACCCCAGAAAGCUUCAGUGUGAUGUUCGUAACGAAGACUUUCUCACGAAUUCUCAGCUCCAGACCCACAAUAUGAUAACAUCAGGUACCCAGAAAGUGGAGCUGAACCCCUUAGCUCCUUCUUGUGUGUAGUGUAAGGGUACUUUCCAAUCCCAAUCAGAGGUAUUAUGAAGACACACACUAAUACACAUUUGUAACACAAAACUUUGCUGACCAAACCCAAACUUGCACUUCGUACUGUGACCAAAAAGAAGACAAGCUUAGUACCUACAACGAAAAUUUGUUUCAGGUACAACUUGUAUAACUCAGUGAUCGCGUGAUAUUCAGAAAGAAAGAAAGAGUUAGGAUCCGAUAUCCAAUUUCACACUAGUUUGCACGCGAAUCCAGAGUAUCUCCUAAAUUCAUGCUACGUCUCCAAAACUCAUGCUAUGUCUGACAUCAAUAGUGGUGUAACAAAAGUAAAAAAAACUUCUGAACUAGAGUUAUCACACAACAGAAGACACCAGGCCACCUAGCACAUCUCCACUGAAAGCAACAAUAAGUCAUCUCAUUCUCGAAACUUGAAUUCCCAGUCGGCUACUAAGCAUAUAUACACUAAGAACAAUAAAGAAUCUAUUCUCUUCCAAAU